AAAAUAUAUCAACUCUUCAAUUGAAGGUAAAUAUAGGCUCCUGUCAUGUUUGAGCUAGUUACAGAUUGGAAACCAAUAUUUUUUUUCUUAUUUCGUCCUUAGUCCUGUGAUAUACAAGCCAAUGGAGAAACAAGUAAAGUUUUGUCAAGAGAGGGUUGCCCAUAUAGAAAAGAAUUAUGGUGCUUUUUGUGAGACACUUGGAUCUAUCACACGUAAAAUGGCAAGAAUGAGAGACAAAGGUGAUUUACUAGCUAAACAAGUGGUAGAGUAUGCAGACAAAGAGAAAGUGAGUGUAUCAACAACAAAGAAUCUCAAAGACUUUGCACACAAUUUAGCAGCAAUACAGGACUAUAGGGAUGCUGAGAUUCAUCGUUUGGAUAAUAAAGUUGUCAAACCACUCUCAGCGUAUGGCCCAAAGUGUAAAAAGAUGAAGCAAAUAAUCAAGACUGAACAAAGUGCCAUAAACAGAGAAAUAAAACAACGAAAGAACCUCGAGAAAGUUCGAGAUAAAAAACCUGGUGAUGCCCACUCUAUUUCUGCGGUAAGUUGCUAUUGUACAUCUGAUCCAGACUUCACACAGUAUACAUGUACUUCCUGUAAUGUAGAUUACCAAACUCUGAAAACAGAUAUAUAUUCAAUAAUUAUGCAAUGUGUGUCUAACCAGUUGUGUAUGCUUGUUGUUAUAUUUUACUUUUUGUUUCAAGUCACAUCUACACCAUUUAUGUCAUAUGGUGACUUUCCAGCUUUACUGGUUGAGGAAGAUCUUGGGUAUUUCUCUAAGCAAUAUCUCAUUCACCAGCAAGCAUUUGAAAUGUACUAUUCUUUGCUCUUUUGUGUCAAAACAUUCUUUUAUGUGAUAGAAACAUUGUUGGGAUUUCUUUAUACAUUAACAUUAAUUGAGCAAGGAGUAUUAACAUCAUGUGAUAUCAUAUUUCAGGCUGAGACAGAGCUUCAGAAAGCUGCAGCAGAUGCUGCUAUAGGAAGUAAAGGUUUACAGAACCAGAUGUCUGUGUUUGAGAAAGAUAAACUUGCAGAUCUAAAGAAAAUUUUGGCGGACUUUGUGAGUGUAGAGAUGGUAUUUCAUGCAAAAGCAAUAGAGUAUUAUUCACAAUGCUUUGAAAAUUUGGCCAUGAUUGAUGAGGAAGAAGAUCUUCAAGAGUUUUCAAGAAAAUUAAACCUUUCCCAGGCACCAGGGGGAGAAACUUUAGGUUCUACUUUACCUUUACCAGUUGGUAUGACAGUUCCUCAAGGAACAAUUACCUCCCUUGGCUCAACUGUACGAUCAUCAACAAUGGAAACAACAGGCACAUCAGAUUACACAUCAACUGGUGAAUCAUACACAUAUACAUACGGUGAAUCAACAGGUUCUAGUGGAGAAAAACGAGUACGCAUUCAAAAUCAAUCUAUGUAUGCAGAUGUAGAUGAUGAAUAUGAUGAUGAAGAUGAUGACGAUGAUGAUGACGACGAUGAUGAUAACCCCCAGUUAUAUUCAAGGCCAGUGAAACAGAGAUAAACUUUAGCAGAAAUUUCUACAGCAGCUUUGUGAUAUUGUUGAAACUAGUCGCUAACUUUAGUAUUUAUUGUUUAAUUUAUUCGCUUUUAGAGACAGUUGAAAAUGAGUAACAAUACUGGUGUAUGAAUGGUCUCAUCCUAUCUGCUGUGUAGUGCUGUGCAGGAUAGGAAAAAUGAUCUUAUAUCGACAUAGAACUAACAUCUCAGGCUAAAGGUUAAAUUUAAACAUUAAAUUUAACUUGUAACAUCCAGGCAUCUUUAAUUAAGUUCGCUUAUUUUAAUUAAAUUGUAUCAACUACUGUAGGGGCCGGGCCGCAAGAGCAACUUACACAAAUUGUCAUCAGAGUUGGAAUAUAGCCAGUUUUGAUGAUUAAAAGAAUACUAUGGGCAAAAAUAGAUAAAAUCAUAAAAGAUCGAGACCAUGUGACCAGUAUUUAAGCCUGGCAAAGACAACUGUUGACUGCUGAAGUUUAAUAUUAUCAUUGUUAUGGCACAAAGUACUGAAGAGGAUUGAUUGAUUUGAAUUGAUGAGUAAGGCAUAUCAUUAAUGAAAGUUGAGCUAUUUUUAUAGUAAUAGUAACUGUAGAUUAAGGGUGACAAUAAAAUAAUGGCAUCAUUAGAUUACGGGUAUCAGUAUAAUAGGGAUCAGUUGUUGUAAUGGGCAUCAGAUUGUAACUUAAUUAAAAUAAUCAGUAGAUUUAGGUCAUUUGAAGACUAAAUAAGUUUAUUUAAGAUAUGUGAACAAAUAAUCCAAUCUAGUUAUGGUGUGAUGGAAUGUUUAUACAGGUGUAGAUUUCAGAUUAUGUACAUGAGGAUAAAGUGGUUAAAUAAACCUGGGCAUUAAUAAACAAAGCUUGCCUGUAGAUCAAAGACAUAAAUAUAACAAUUGAGCUUACUAGUAUAAUAACAAUAAGCUUACUAGUAUACUAACUAUGUCAUAUUAAUAUUGCCUGUAAUUAAAAUGAUUUAGCAUCUAGUCUUCAAUAUUUGAUAGUCAAAUAAACAAUAUUCUGACUUUCUAAUGAAAUGAAUUGCAUGUUUUUUAUGUAUUUUUGUAGUCGAUCAUUUUACAAACGUGAAAUUCAUACUGGGAAAUACCUUACUUAUAAAAACAAGUAGGAGGUAGUUAUAAGACACUAUGAUUUGUUUAAGUUUCAUAAGAUGUAAUGGUUACAAAAUGGUUAGAAUUUUUGAAUGAAAUAUAUUCAGCAAACAUUAUUUGAGCCGCGUCAUGACAAAACCAACAUAAUGGGUUUGCGACCAGCAUAGAUCCAGACCAGCCUGCGCAUCCGCCUGUCCAAUUUUGAAGUGAUUCAAAGAAAUCCAAUUUUUUCAUGAUUUAUUAGAGUCUAAUUAAUGAAAUAUAAGGUUCUUUGACAAU
This is a messenger RNA of Ruditapes philippinarum (Manila clam), 2893 nucleotides long. Its product is annotated as CBY1-interacting BAR domain-containing protein 1-like. The transcript has 11 exons. Gene Ontology annotation, biological process: cilium assembly. The record is from RefSeq and is a predicted model, not a curated record. Bases 122 to 1513 code for a protein of 463 amino acids. Lineage: Eukaryota; Metazoa; Mollusca; Bivalvia; Venerida; Veneridae. Gene Ontology annotation, cellular component: ciliary transition zone; ciliary basal body.